This is a messenger RNA of Schistocerca gregaria, 3616 nucleotides long. RefSeq lists its product as uncharacterized. Bases 100 to 3198 code for a protein of 1032 amino acids. NCBI's taxonomy places the organism in Eukaryota, Metazoa, Arthropoda, Insecta, Orthoptera, Acrididae. The record is from RefSeq and is a predicted model, not a curated record. The transcript is spliced from 6 exons.
CAGUGCUGAGGCCGGAGAAUACAGCAUCUGAGCCAUACGUAAUCAGAGGUGAUUCUGGACUGGAAAACGACUCACUAACAGCCGGUCGUGAAAUAGGGAAUGUCUGCACUACGGAACAUAGCAACUGCAGUGGCCUCUGCUCGUGAUGAGUAUGCUGCCCUGGAAUACAAGAAGGGAGCACACAAUACAGGGGAGGGUGACCGGUACGAGGAACGCGUGCUGGCACUGGUGUUCCUCCGCUGCCUGAGGCGUGGAGUGAUCUUCCAGUUGUCUGCCAACAACGGCGAAGCAGGAAAGUUCGACGAUGUGGUACUGGUGUGGCGACCUGAGGGACAUUCUGAGGCACACACCAUUCUCGUCCAGCUCAAGCACAAGACCUCCCCCAAUUACAUGACUAUCGACAAUGAGCAAUGGCUGUCUGAGGCCCCCAACCGCGACUUCGGUCUCGGCAAGUACUGCACUUCCUACGAGGAAAUUAGCAAGUCACUGGGGAGGGACAGAGUAGUAUUCGUCUUGUUGACGAACGCCUCUCUGGCAGCCAGUAGUCCCAACAUAUUUGAGAGUCAGGAAGUGGACGGUGUCCUAGGGUCGGAGCUGCUACGGGCUGGUGGCGGCCUGUACAGUCUCAAUCGAGACAACCAAGGGGUGCUGAAGGCAGUGCGUGGCAACGACAGGUUUGUGGAGAAUUUCUACCUUUUGUGCCAGCAGAGCAACUCUGAUGAGAUUGUGGUCGACAUUUACAAGGAGUUGGAAGAGCUGCUGGGUGCCGGUGGCCUGUGCGAAUCCAUCUGUGACAGUUUGUGCAAGAGCCUCCGGCACUGGAUGAACAAGGAGAAUGUGUGUUUGACGAGUAGCUGGAGCAAAUGGCAGGUACUUGUAGACGAUUACAUCAAGAAGAAUGUGACCCAGUGCAGAGCAGUGACCACAAGACUCAAGUACUGCAACGUGGCAGCUGUUCGAGGCUAUGUGGAGUCCUGCAGCACGGCGUGGGUGAAACCUCCAGAAAGAGGAACGGCAGCUCUCACUGCUACGAAGAUACACCAAGCGCUGGCUCAUGAAACACAUAUCAUGGUGGCCGUAGACCAGUUCAGAGAGCUGAAAUACCAGAUUCUCCGCUGUUGGGGGCGAUUUUGCCCAUGGCUGGUGAUUGUAGACGAUGAUAGAGAAUGUAAUUCUGACAUUUUGUCUGAGCUGCCGACACAGAUGCCAACAGAAUGCCGUCUCGUGAUUGUGUCAUCAAGGGGAAGUGACUGCUUUCAUGACACAUGCCGAUCAUCCGACGUCAGUGACGAAAGCUGGAACAAGUGCCUGGACGUCAAAGUCAUGCUGAAUGGGCAAUCUUUCGAAUGCUGCCGUCUGCGAGACCUAGUGGCAGAUGCGGAUGCCAUCAAGUCACUGCUGGACAAUAAGCCGGGUCUCUUGCUAGGCCUGGCACGACUGACGCAGCCUCUGAGGCUGGGUCGAGAUCUGGAAACGCUGCCCGUGUACUACGUGCCCAGGGAGCUGGUGGACAAGCAGCUCUUGACGGGCGAGUUCUUCUCGACUUUGGACAGCAGUCGAGAGUACGACGGCGAGUGGGAGAAAGUCCAGCCCGAAACCGCUGCCCACAAUACAAUAAUUGUGGUGGGGAGACCCGGAGUAGGGAAGUCGAAGGUGCUGUCGCAUGUGGCGAAGAAAAUAAAAGAAAGGUUCUCCGGCUGCUGGCUACUGAGAGUUAACCUGUUGGAGUUCUACACAGUUUUGGAUGACAACGACAGAGCCGCGAGUGCUGCGAAAGACAUACUGCGGCGGACGGUCUUCAACGAGGGUGUGCUCGGCGAACUGGAGUACGCUCUGCUUCGACACAGCCUGGUGCACUCCCCGAGAGUCGUCUGCCUGGUGGACGGCUUCGACGAGGUGUGCCCAGAUUACAUGAAGAAGUGUCUCGAGGUGUUGCCGCUGCUGGCGCCACGUAAGGGCAAGUUCCUCGUGACUACAAGGCCGGAACCGGUGAGGCUCUUGGAGACCUGGACUGGUGUCUCGGCCCAAUCGCUGCUGCCUUUCGGUGACUCGGAGCUAGAGGACUUCUUCAGACGCCACCCUUCGAGGGAAAAGAUCCGGCGCAUCAGCGGUCUCAACAAGAGCUUGAGGGACCUCCUGAGAAUCCCUCUCUUUGCUGAAAUGUUUGCAAAUCUGUCACAGGAAAUAGAGGAGACGUACGACAUCGUGACUCUGUACGAAGCCUUCUUCCGACACAAGUUCAGGCGGCUUUACAAAGAGAAGUGGGGCGACAACUUUUCGGCUCCCGGGAAGAGGAGAGAGAUCGAGGAGGCGCAGCAGAGGCACCAGGAACAGUUGAUGGUCCUCGCGGCUUCGGUUCUGCUCCGCGGAAGGGAAGUACCGGCGAAGCCGUCGUUCGACAGGGAGUACCUCGUGAAGGCCGGAAUCGUGUACGAGUUCGCCGACGGGAAACCCGCGUUCCUGCACAGGACUUUCGCCGAACACUUUCUCGCCAAGUGGUGUUUCCUCCGGCAGGGGAAACGGAGUCGUGCGACGGUGUACCGCAAAGCGUACGUGAACGAGAGGCUGGAGUUCUUCCUGGAGUCCUUCGACCGCAUGGCGGCGAGGGGCUGCCCGUUGCUGGAGGCGACGCUGGACGGCGACGCGGGCAGGGUGAGGGCGCUUCUGGACGAGGGUGUCGACCCGAAGCAGGUUGACGCGUUUGGGCGCAACGUGCUGCACCUGGCGGCAGCCAACCGCGCGUUGGGCUACGAUCGGCGGUGCCCCCUGUCCCUCCUGCGGCGACAGUGCUCUGACGACGCGUGGAAGGGCAUGCUGUCUGCAGAAGACGGCCUGCUGGGCUGGACGCCGAUGAAGUACGCAGUGGAGGGCAGACGCUGGCUCGUCGUGUACGAGCUGCUGGAGACGGGUGGUGACCUCAGCCAGCUGGGGGACUUCCUGACCAGACUGCCUGAGCCGGCACAGCUGCAGGCCCUGCUGGAGCAGAGUGGCUACCUGGCUCUGUACCGGCACGUCAUCGAGGCGAAACAUCCCUUAAAAACGGGCACCUACAUCUGCAUGAUGGAAGACGAAGUCGAGUUCGCUCUAUCCUUGAUCUUCGCAAAAGUGCCACGAGAGUGCCUCAAAGUCAUCGCCGAUGAGGCUUCGGAGAGAGGUCACAUGGUGGUGUGGGGCUUGCUUUCACGUGUGUGCCGCUGAAGAGAUGUAGAUGAAACCUCGAAAAAAACAACAAAACUGGAAGGCAAAGAUAAUAGUCCAGACCGUUUAAGAAAACCUUCUGACGGGUGCGUAGCCAAGGAGAGGCGUUUGUGCAGAGAGAAGGAGCAGCAUCCGGAGACCCUGUUGCACCACAGAUGAUCCAGAUUGGGGUACCUCAGCCUGAGACGGUGCCGCCAGCACAUCGAUGGGAAUACACAACCAGCCCGUGCCGCGUGUAUCAGAGUGCUCCCGCGUGCUUCUGUGAUGCGGCAGGCGCUGCUUUUUCUGUUACUAUUGGUUAAUAGUCUUGAGCUGACUGCAAUUUAAUUAAAGAGAAUGCUUUAUAUAUAGCAUCUUCCAUGAUUGUACUGCAAACUGUAUACAUACGUUUGUACAUCUUUUAUUAUUUUAUUUUAAG